This is a messenger RNA of Anopheles coustani, 1587 nucleotides long. It is a transcript of the gene Mcad, whose product is annotated as medium-chain specific acyl-CoA dehydrogenase, mitochondrial. The record is from RefSeq and is a predicted model, not a curated record. Gene Ontology annotation, cellular component: mitochondrion. Lineage: Eukaryota; Metazoa; Arthropoda; Insecta; Diptera; Culicidae. Gene Ontology annotation, molecular function: medium-chain fatty acyl-CoA dehydrogenase activity; flavin adenine dinucleotide binding. Gene Ontology annotation, biological process: fatty acid beta-oxidation; medium-chain fatty acid catabolic process. The transcript has 4 exons. The coding region runs from base 125 to 1384 and encodes 419 amino acids.
UACGAAGAAAGUUGUCAGGCAACAUAUUAGUCUUGAUUGCCACGCAGAGUAUCGCGAAUCGUUCGUAAUUUAGAAAUAAUCGUUGCAUUUCUCCACCCUUCUGUUCAUCAAAUCUUCAAACAAAAUGGCACUAUCUCAGUUUAUGAAAUUUGCCGCACGCCCCGCAUGCCGUGCCCUUUCCUCGAAAGCUGCCCCCGCUGUGGAUGUGUCCGCGACCGGUCCCAGCUUUGCACUCACGGACGAACAGCGUGAGAUUGUGGAGAUGACGAAGAAGUUUGUGCGGGAAGAAAUCAUCCCGGUGGCGGCUCAUCAUGAUAAGACCGGCGAGUACCCGUGGGCCAUCAUCAAGAAGGCGUGGGAGCUGGGUUUGACCAACAGCCAUAUUCCGGCCGAAAUUGGCGGCAACGACAUGUCCAUCGUCACCAGCUGCUUGGUCGCCGAGCAGUUCGCGUACGGAUGCACAGGCAUAAUGACGGCAAUUGAAGCUAGCGGGCUUGGGCAAACUCCGGUGAUCAUUGCCGGUAACCAGGAGCAGAAGAAAAAGUAUCUCGGUCGUUUGCUUGAGGAACCACUAGUGGCGGCCUACUGCGUCACGGAACCGGGAGCCGGAUCCGAUGUGAACGGUGUGAAAACGCGUGCCGAAAAGAAGGGAGACGAAUACAUUCUGAACGGACAGAAGAUGUGGAUCACGAACGGUGGUGUUGCGAACUGGUACUUUGUGCUGGCACGUACCAAUCCCGACCCGAAGUGUCCCGCCUCGAAGGCUUUCACCGGGUUCAUCGUCGAGCGGGAAACGCCUGGACUGACGCCUGGUCGCAAGGAGCAGAAUAUGGGCCAGCGCGCAUCGGACACGCGCGGCAUCACGUUCGAGGAUGUACGCGUCCCAAAGGAGAACGUGUUGAUCGGAGAGGGAGCCGGUUUCAAGAUUGCGAUGGGCACGUUCGACAAGACCCGCCCACCGGUGGCAGCCGGUGCCGUCGGUUUGGCACAACGCUGCCUGGACGAGGCGCUCAAGUACGCGUUGGAGCGAAAAACAUUCGGUGUGCCGAUUGCGGCCCACCAGGCCGUGUCCUUUAUGCUAGCCGACAUGGCCAUCGGUGUUGAGACGGCACGUCUUAUCACGAUGAAGUCGGCGUGGGAGGUGGAUCAGGGCCGGCGAAACAGCUACUACGCGUCCAUUGCCAAGUGCUACGCGUCGGAUAUUGCGAACAAGAUCGCUUCUGAUGCCGUGCAGGUGUUCGGAGGAAACGGUUUCAACAGUGAAUACCCGGUGGAGAAGCUGAUGCGUGAUGCUAAGAUUUACCAGAUCUACGAAGGCACAUCGCAGAUCCAACGGUUGAUCAUCUCCCGUAACAUGAUCGAAGCGGCAAAGCAACAGGCAUAAGCAACAAACACCGGUCUGUGGACGUACCGGUAACUUGGUUUUGUUUUCCCUAUGGUGUGAGUGCGCGAUAUUGUGUUUGUAUUCACGAUCAUCACUUUUUCGUUUCGAUACUUUCUAGAUUAUUUCUGUUAUAACUUUAACCACUUUUACGAAAAAAUCACAUAGAGGUGCUGUAAUAAAGUAUAUUUUUUUAAGAAUAGAAA